GCUCUUUUCUGGUUUUCGUGAAGUGGUUCGAAAGGUGUGUGAUUUGUUGUCCUCAGAUAAGCAGAAAAGAGAAGAACAGAGUUAUAGCACAAAAAUGGCACCAGAUGCUGCUGAACCUCAUAUAUCUAAUGCAGAAUACCUAUUGAAGGUGAGGACAUUAUUGCAAGCCUCACAAAACACCAGGUCUUCAGUGUAUUUCACACAAAAGAGAUUGGUGCCUUUUGACCCAAUUGAUGGAAAGCAGACAGUUGGAAGGAUAGAUGACCCCUUAAUAACAGAUGACACCAAGAAAGACACCCAAAAGUAUUCCAUAUUAUUAAGAGCAACUAAUGGUAGCAGCGAAAAGGACAAAAAACUCAAAUAUUCAACAAUUGUCAAAAGUGAUGAUUUAGAUCAGUUUUGGAAAGAUUAUGCUAUAGCCCUUAAAGGUGGCAUGACUGGCUUAAAGAAAAAAGAUAAGAAGAGAAACAAAAAGAGAAAUUCCAAAAAAUAAUUCUAUUCUUCAAUUUGAUUUAAUUCUUGGGUUUUUUUGUUUUUUUUUUGUUUUCAUGUCAUUUGUAAUAUUAGCAAUUCAAAGUGAUUUUUAUUUUGUUAUAUUUGUUUGUUUAUCUUUUGAUUAUUAUAUAAAUAUAAAAUACAGUAUUAUUUAUUAAAAGAAAUUAGCUCGCAGGAAUAUCUGCUCUAUUAAAACUACAAAAUCACUUAUUCAUACAGGUCAUUGCCAUAUCAUUUAAGUUUUAUAUUAGUAUAAUAUAAUAUAGUAUAAUACAAUGUAAUACAAUAUAAAGUAAUAUAUGUUCCAAAAAAAAA
Molecule: messenger RNA, 810 nt
Organism: Ascoidea rubescens DSM 1968
Lineage: Eukaryota; Fungi; Ascomycota; Saccharomycetes; Ascoideales; Ascoideaceae
Gene: SRP14
Product: RNA-binding signal recognition particle subunit SRP14
Exons: 1
Coding region: 95-493 (132 amino acids)
Biological process (GO): SRP-dependent cotranslational protein targeting to membrane
Cellular component (GO): signal recognition particle, endoplasmic reticulum targeting
Molecular function (GO): endoplasmic reticulum signal sequence receptor activity; 7S RNA binding
Source: RefSeq, a predicted model, not a curated record